AUGCCCUAUCGUGGUUCAUCAAACAAUCGUGGGAACUUUAACUCGAAACGAAGGAGGAAUGGUGAUUUUAGAAAUGGUAAAAACAACAAUUCCAAUCAAAAUAGAGUUUCAAAACCUCAACCUCAACCUCAACGUAAAGAGAUUGUUUUACCCAUAAUUACAAGUGUAUUUCUUCCUAACCAAAUUCAACAAACUUCAAGAUCUGAAAGUAAUUUAGUUAGUCCCAUGGAAUAUAUUUUAUGGGUUAAAAAGGGACACGCAAAUAUUCUUAGACAAGAUAUACCAUUAUAUAAUAAACCUUUAGAUAAACUUUCAAAUGAUAGAAGAACAGAAGCAGGGAAAUAUAUAGCAAUGGAUUGUGAAUUUGUUGGAACUGGUCCAAAUGGUUCAGUUUCAGAAUUAGCAAGAGUAACAAUUGUUAAUUAUUAUGGACAUGUUUUACUUGAUGAAUAUGUUUUACCACAAGAUAGAAUAACUGAUUAUCGUACUUGGGUUUCAGGUAUUCGUCCAGGAGAUUUAGAUGAUGCAAUAACUCUUUCAGAAGCACAAGAUAAAACUCUUGAUAUAAUAAAGGGAAGAAUAUUAAUUGGUCAUGCUUUAGAAAAUGAUUUAGAUAAAUUAUUUAUAAAACAUCCAAAUAAUAUGAUUAGAGAUACUUCUAAUUUUCAUAUUUUUAAACAAGGUGGUAGAAGUAAUCCAAGUUUGAAGAAGCUAAGUUCAGAAUUUAUGGGGAUUGAUAUACAAACUCAUGAACAUGAUCCAAUAGAAGAUUCAAGAGCUACUAUGUUAUUAUUUAGAAUGUAUAAAUUUGAAUUUGAAGGACAUGCUCGUAGAGGGAAAUAUAGUUAG
Messenger RNA from Lodderomyces pseudojiufengensis, 849 nucleotides. RefSeq names its product putative 3'-5' exonuclease. Gene Ontology annotation, molecular function: nucleic acid binding; 3'-5' exonuclease activity. Gene Ontology annotation, biological process: ribosomal large subunit assembly; rRNA processing. Bases 1 to 849 code for a protein of 282 amino acids. Gene Ontology annotation, cellular component: nucleus. The transcript has a single exon. Lineage: Eukaryota; Fungi; Ascomycota; Pichiomycetes; Serinales; Debaryomycetaceae. The record is from RefSeq and is a predicted model, not a curated record.